GCGCGAAACGUUUGUACUCCGUACGUACCUUUAUUUUUUGUGUAUCGUAAAUAGAUAAUUAUAAAGUAUGAAUCUUGAUGUAAUUGUGUUUUCUAUCAAUUUUUUUACUGUUUUAUUGUGCGCGUAAUAUAGUUACUAUGCCAAAUAAUUUAUAUAAACACAGGAUGCGCAAAGAGGUUUAAAUCAGUGCAGAGUUUACUAUAGAACGCUUGUUAAAAAUGGGCUCAAUCGUGUUAAAAAGUUUAUCUAUCCUUUUAGGGGUAUUCUUUAUAUUUGUUGGUAUAACGAAAUUGACACCGUUUAUUUCUAAGGAACUGCACAAAGAUUUGAGAAAAGAAUACGUCAGAUAUGCCAAAGUUUUCCCCUUAUCUGAAACAUUCGAUUUCAAGUUACCAUCAAAAUGGUACAGGAGAACUGUAGGAGGACUCGAGAUAUUAUUUGGCUUAGCGUUAGCGAUUAUACCAAGCCAUAAGGUGAAAAAUGCGGCGAAUAUAGGCCUAGUGCUGCUAAUGAUUUUGGCUGCUUACUCCCAUGUGAUGGUGGGAGAUCCGUUCGAUCGUUGCGCGCCGGCCUUGGUGUUCUUUUUCAUGCUCAGUGGGAGACUUGUCGUUUGGUAUCAAACCAGUCGUCGCGAAGAACUAGAGAAGACGGCAGCAACACAAAACGGAAAUGGCCUCAAACGAGAAUAGACGAUAAAAUAUUUUUUUUUCUCAAAAUUAGAAAAUUAUAGAUUUUUUCAAUUAAGUAUCCUAGUCCGGAUUUGGGAUAUCUGUCUGUCGGGGAUAUCUGUCGGCACAUCAGUGAUUGGAAUGUAAAUUGGUAAAAAAAGGAUCAUAUUUUAAUUUGAUAAUGUUAAAGUAUAAAGUGCGUUUGUAACGUCACAUGGUUGAACAGUGAACUUGGUAUUCAAGAAGCAUAAAUCCAUAUUGCCGAGUUUAUUAUAAAAUAGGAACACUUUAUUUGUAGAGAUAAGUUCACUUCUCCAUUACGCUAUUAUAAGCGUUAAACAAUGUACGAAUAUUAAAAUUAUGUUAAAAUGAAAUAGGUAACUGCUGUGAUUUUACUAGUCAGCUUAUAAAUCAUUUUACAUUAGACAGCUUGUAUGUUAUAUGUUUGAAUAUCGAUAUAGGCGCGUAACAUCUGGUUUUAAUCUAUAUUUAGAAUAGCGAUGUACCUACCUGCCAGACAAAAUACCAAUAUAGAUUUUAUAUUAUGUUGUGUGUAUGCGCGCCUCGAGAGAACGCGGAACUUACCUAAAAGUGAUAUUAAUUUAAGCGACUCGUGCUAGGUUCAUUUUGUAUGUGGUAUGUAAGUAUAAUAAUUGUAUUUAAGUCCAUAAUUAACUGCCAUUGUAUAUUGGUAGCUUUAGAUUAAUGUUUACGUAUGCACAAUUAGAACAUGCACUUUAAAAUUCGUAGUGAAUAUUAUUUGCUCAAAAAUAGGUAUAAAUAUACCGAUAAAUUGCUUUUGUUAAUUAUCAAUAUUCAUUACGCAAAAGUAGUACCAACACGAUAUUAUACUCUGAAUAUCUCAUUUAUUAAUUUAUAGCACUGCAAAUACGGAUGUUUUUACUUAUUAUUAUGAUUAUUUUACAUUGAAGCUUUAUUAAUUUUGUUUUUAAUACUACAUAAUAGCAAUACACAUAGAAUUAAUACUGGUAUCAUUGUUAACGUGUGAUGUGUAAAAUGUGACUUGUCUGAUGUGAAUCUGAUGAUUAAGGAAUAAAUGCGGAGUAUUA
This is a messenger RNA of Galleria mellonella (greater wax moth), 1738 nucleotides long. Its product is annotated as novel acetylcholine receptor chaperone. Gene Ontology annotation, biological process: positive regulation of protein localization to cell surface; chaperone-mediated protein complex assembly. Gene Ontology annotation, cellular component: endoplasmic reticulum. Lineage: Eukaryota; Metazoa; Arthropoda; Insecta; Lepidoptera; Pyralidae. The record is from RefSeq and is a predicted model, not a curated record. The transcript has 4 exons. The coding region runs from base 219 to 689 and encodes 156 amino acids.